CUUCCUCUCGGCCUCCUCACGGCCGCACAAGGCCAUCCGAUGCUGGUCGAGCUCAAGAACGGCGAAACGCUGAACGGACACCUCGUUACGUGCGAUACCUGGAUGAACUUGACGUUGAAGGAGGUGGUGCAGACUAGUUCGGAUGGCGAUAAAUUCUACAGAUUACCGGAGGUUUAUGUUAAGGGAAAUAACAUCAAAUACCUGCGUGUACCAGACGAGAUUAUCGACUUGGUGAAGGAGCAACAGUCUAGAGAUCAGGGCAGCGGGUACAGAGGUGGUAGGGGAGGUGCGCAGAGGGGUGAUCACCGUGGUGGUGGGGAUAGAGGAAGGGGACGAGGUGGUGCGAGAGGGAGGGGUAGAGGAGGGAGAGGUUCGUGAGAUGGAGAGAGGUGAUACAGGACUCGGAGCCUGGCGUAUCGGCUCGCUGGCUGGAGCUACGAGAGAUUAAUUGGCAUGAGGUCAUGAAGUGAGAUGAUUAGGGACCUCUGCUGGAGCUGUGGAAAGGACGGCGCAAGUUCGCGAAGUUAGGCAAGGCCUAUCAAAGGCAAAUGCGCAAUGGGCUGAGAAUUAUGACACAACAUACCCCCUUAAGCAGAGAAUUCUAAAAAGCGCCGAGAAAAUAAAGCUCUUUUCCUGCUAGAUAAGAAGUAUGUAACUUAUUCUUGAGCUCUGUUGACAAUCGC
Molecule: messenger RNA, 683 nt
Organism: Hyaloscypha bicolor E
Lineage: Eukaryota; Fungi; Ascomycota; Leotiomycetes; Helotiales; Hyaloscyphaceae
Product: Sm-like ribonucleo protein
Exons: 3
Coding region: 40-378 (112 amino acids)
Biological process (GO): spliceosomal snRNP assembly; nuclear-transcribed mRNA catabolic process; P-body assembly
Cellular component (GO): spliceosomal tri-snRNP complex; U6 snRNP; P-body
Molecular function (GO): U6 snRNA binding
Source: RefSeq, a predicted model, not a curated record